Triplophysa rosa is the source of this 3624-nucleotide messenger RNA. RefSeq names its product glycerol-3-phosphate acyltransferase 4-like. The transcript has 13 exons. Gene Ontology annotation, molecular function: glycerol-3-phosphate O-acyltransferase activity. Gene Ontology annotation, cellular component: endoplasmic reticulum. Gene Ontology annotation, biological process: triglyceride biosynthetic process. Bases 496 to 1893 code for a protein of 465 amino acids. The record is from RefSeq and is a predicted model, not a curated record. NCBI's taxonomy places the organism in Eukaryota, Metazoa, Chordata, Actinopteri, Cypriniformes, Nemacheilidae.
ACAUCUUCUCAGUCUGUCUGCUGGUGUCAGUGGUGUGCGAUGUGGAUGGUGCCUUUAGUUUCACGAUAAAACAUCUUGUACAUCGCCGAGUAAGUGUUUCUGUGUAACGGACAGCAUAUGUGAUGGACUGACAAAUACAGUUCAGCGGAUCCGCCGUUCAAGUCUGGUUUCUAUGUUUCAGAGCCUUUCAACAGUGAAUAGCUGUGAUUGAACCGCCGUAUGGUCCUCAGAUCAGAGGCAUGUGGAAUAUGAGGAGCAGCCGCUCAUGACGCAAGGCAUCUGAAGUUGCAAAAGUUUGAGGAUAUGAAUUACUGAAUGCGAAUUAAAUCUCCAUGUACAGAAUGAUGUGUUCUCUUGAAAUUGUAGACCGACGGCUAUGAAGAACUAUGUCUACUUUGAGGAUCCGUUCCACAUCAUGCUUUGGAGACUUUGACCAUAAAACAGCUUGAUAGACUUACACUUUAUACAAAAGAUAAACAGCUUUUAUUUUGCCAAAUGGGUCCUUUUGUGUCUCCAUUUAAUAACCUGCUAUGCAUGCUUCUGGGCAUCUCCUUCACUGUCUGGUUCACGCUGCUCUUGGUUUUCAUCAUUGUUCCUGCCAUUUUUGGCCUGUCCUUCGGCAUCCGGACACUCUACAUGAAGACGCUGCUUAAGGUGUUUAAGUGGGCCACACUGAGGAUAGAAAGAGGAGCUAAGGAGAAGAACCAUCUUUUGUACAAGACUAACGCUAAUGGCAUCAUUGCCAAAGAACCUACCUCGCUGGAAGAAGAGCUCAUUCGGCGGAACGGCUGCAAUCGAGAGCUAAACGGGCCCACCACCACCAUAGGCCACACCCCUUCCUCCUCAGAAUACGAAAUGUCCGACAUCUUUUACUUUUUCCGGCGAGGGAUUGAAAGCAUCGUAGAUGAUGAGGUCACCAAACGUUUUUCGGCGGAAGAACUCGAGUCGUGGAACCUGUUGACCAGAAGCAACUAUAACUUCCAGCACAUCAGCACAAGACUGACGGUGCUGUGGGGUCUUGGAGUUGUCAUUCGUUAUGGCUUUCUUCUGCCUCUCAGGUUAACACUAGCAGCCACAGGAGUCAGCCUGCUGGUAUUCUUCACUACCCUGAUAGGUCUUUUGCCCAAUGGCAGGCUGAAAUGUUUUCUCAGUGAGAAAGUGCACCUGAUGUGUUAUCGUAUCUGUGUGAGAGCGCUGACCGCUAUCAUCACGUACCAUCACAGUGAAAAUAAACCCAAGAAUGGAGGCAUCUGUGUCGCCAACCACACAUCACCCAUUGAUGUCAUUAUACUAGCCAGUGACGGAUGCUAUGCAAUGGUUGGUCAAAUCCACGGAGGGCUGAUGGGGAUAAUUCAGAGGUCCAUGGUAAAAGCUUGUCCACACAUCUGGUUUGAACGGUCAGAAGUCAAAGAUCGCCACCUGGUGGCUAAAAGGUUGAGCGAUCAUGUAAAAGACAAAACCAAACUGCCCAUCCUAAUUUUUCCCGAGGGUACCUGCAUUAAUAACACAUCCGUGAUGAUGUUUAAGAAAGGAAGCUUUGAAAUUGGUUCUACUGUUUACCCAGUUGCCAUAAAGUAUGACCCGAAGUUUGGCGAGGCGUUCUGGAACAGCAGUAAGUUUGGGAUGGUGAACUAUCUGCUCCGCAUGAUGAGCAGCUGGGCGAUCGUCUGCAGUGUGUGGUACCUGCCUCCCAUGACCCGUCAGGAAGGUGAGGAUGCAGUGCAUUUUGCUAACAGAGUCAAGGCAGCCAUUGCCAGGCAGGGUGGUCUGGUGGACCUGCUGUGGGACGGUGGGUUAAAGCGAGAGAAAGUGAAAGAUACCUUCAAAGAGGAGCAACAAAAACUCUACAGCAAAAUUUUGGUUGGAGUGCAAGAAGACCGCAGUCGCUCUUAAAAAGAGAAAGAUGUGUCCGGUGAGGACCAGAGAGCACAAGAAGUUCGACAGACCCACCGAUUUGCGUUGAAUUCAAAAGGACUUGUCAAGCCGGCCCAAGCUUGGUCCAUGGGAGGUCAUGUUCUGGGGAUGCACUUCUGAAAAGACAUAUUUUCAUGUGUAACCUACAGUAGCUGAUUUCAGUCAUAGUUGUGGGCGCAAUUCAAGUUUAGACGUUACUCGGCAAUAGGAAAAUAUCUUUCUCCUUUUUGUUUGUUACUUGGUUUGUUUGUUUGUGUUCUAUUUUCUUUCAGUUGAAGUUAUUUAUUUGAUUAUUAUUUACUUCAAAUGCAGAUGGCAGUAAGCAUUAGGGUCAAAUGAAUAAUAAGGGUUGAUAUUACCAAAGAUGAACUGCACCUGCAGCUACGGCGCUGUUUAUUUGCAUAGACCAGGCAAAUAGUGCAGAAUUUUGUGAAUAUGUCGGUAAUGAGUCUCAUCUCCAUAGAACGUUUGCAUGUCAGUGACUUAAUUCAGAUACGGUUUCUAGGUUUCACUAAAGUACUUGGAGUUAGUGAAGAAGACGCAGGAUUUUUUUUGUUUUUUGCUGAAAUACGGUUGACGUGACACAGAGAUGUCUGCUAAAGCCAUUAUACACAACCGUACUCUCCGUUUCAAUUUUCUCUGUGCCACAGUCAUUUUAAUCCCUGGAUUUGUACAGGAGAGAAAAGCAGGAAUAUGUGCAAAAAACUACAGUUUCAUUUAUAAGGCAUUAGACAGGUUAUACUGGCCUUGAGAUGAAAAUUGUACUGUAUUUUUUCAGAAUACCGUACAAUCAACUCUUUGUAAAAGGUUUGGACUGCUUUAUGGUCAUUUUUGUUUCAUUCUUGUGUGGCUGUAAAACUCGUGAGUUUUAUUUGUCAUCCAGCACUCCUUUGCCAUCGUAGUUCACAUCUGAAAGUCAAAUCCUUUAAGAGUGUUUAUGAUGUUGGCCGAGUGAAAGCCGAUUGAAAUCUCUUCAAACGUUCAUGUCCUUUAGGUGUUUCAAAUUAAAAUCGGACGUUGCAAUGUUUAAACAACACUUUGCAGCAUGCAUACAUACAAACAACUAGAUCUAAAACUAUAAAAACUUGGACACUAAAUGGUUUAUAAAGCAAUGGGUUGAUAUACCUGUAUUUAGCACUUCAGAUAUGAUGAGCUCAGUAAGGCUUGUAUGAAUGGUGAAGAAAAAACGGACCAAGCUGUUUUUAUGUAGCAGUGUAGGAAUUUGUGCAGUUUUGAUACAAGAAAAAUAACGUUUUUAAUACCUGUUGCUCAUUUGUAUGCUUUUGGUAUGAAACGUAAUCCACAAAUUACCAUUUUUUAGGUCAGGUCUGCCUGUUAUUAAUACAAUUAUUAAAAUUAGAGGUCACAACGAUGCUCUCGAAUGGCAAGAUUGUAUGCAAGCAUCUAAAUACACUAUACUGGCUAUUUGGGUACAUCGCAGGAAGGCUGUUGGCUUUAGCCUCUCAUGUUGGUAGGUAUACGAGUUAAUCCAUCAUGGCUCGUUCCAAAGCAAUUCAUGCACUUAGUUCACUAAAAAACACACCAUUGUGCUAACAUCAUGUUUUAUAUUCAACCAAUGCCACAUGUAAAUAAAAGAACUCGCAACACAACAAUCUGUCUGUUUCAAAUGUAUGACCGUUUCCAACUUUCUGCACAAGCAUUUUAGUGGCUUUGCUUUCUCCUCUGAGCAAAACAAGAAUAACUUAAAGU